UUUCAAGUUUCCAACGGCCGCACAAUCCGACUCGCACUCCACGUUCGAUUUCAAACUCCACCGCCUCGUCGCCACCACCUCCUUCCAUCCCCAACACCACGCAGGCUCCGCUCCAUUCACACACUCUUCGCCUCCUCCUCUCCCCAUCUCCCCUCCCACUCCCGCCAAGCCCCCAUGGCGUCUCGAGAAGGCGACCCAUGGUCGGAGAUUGUGACCAGUGGCGGGGCCCGGCCCCACAUUGGCGUCGUGUACGGUCGGCGCCGGGUCCAGGAGCCGUCCAGCCGGAGGAACCUGGAGACGAGAGGCAGCUUCAGCGGCGAGCAGCGGCCGAGCUUCGCGCCGAGCAAGCGGACCAGCUGGAAUCGGUCGCUCUCCAUCAGAGGACGGGAAAGCAUCUUUGUUGCUCCUGGUACAAAUCUUCAGCCUCAACAGAAACCCUGCCGAGCACUGAAACGACCACCAAAACCGGGCAACCGAGUGAAAAAAACUUUGGGUGGCCCUCCCGAUUUGAGAAAGGAGAAGGCAUAUUUUGAAGAAGUAGAUGCUUUCGAGCUGAUCGAAGAAAGCCCUUCUCCCAAUAACUUUGGUACAUGGGCCAGAGGAAUGGAGCAGAAUCACAUUGAUCAUGAUCUGCCUGCAAUACUGGAGAGGUGGAAAAUUUCCAAGCUUGCAAGACGCGCAUCAUCUGAGCCCUUGUUUGACAUCAUGGAGACGCCAAUUGUACCAUCAGUCCUCAGUAACAGCAGUACAUCUAAUAGUUUAUUUAACAACAGUUAUAGAACCCCUGAAAAGGAUAGAAGAUCAGGGACACACCCUACGGGAAGGGCAAUCCCUCCAGGAUACACUGAUAAAAGUUUAAAGAGCACUACAGAAGAAACCAGCAUCAUUACAUCAUUCGGAAAAUUGAAUAUUAAGGAAGAACCCGUUGAAGCCAGCAUUCCAUGGAGUGGUGCAGCUCUGACGGCUUUUGAGCAGCUCCUCAUUGUUUGCAGGCAGUCUGCACCAGUUACACUGGCAGAAGUUUUUUCUGCUUAUUGCGAGCUAGGCAGCAUCAAGAAGCUUGGUGAAGGAACAUACGGGGAGGCCUACCGGGCUGGAAGGACCGUAUGCAAAGUGGUUCCUUUUGACGGAGACUUGUUGGUCAAUGGAGAAACCCAAAAGAGAUCGGAGGAAGUACUUGAGGAAGUCUUACUUUCUCUAACGCUUAAUAAUCUGAGAUCAGACCGGUGCGAUAAUGAGAAAGAAUAUUCAUGUGAUGGCUUCAUUGAAACGAAAGACUUUCGGGUUUGUCGGGGAGCAUAUGACCCUUCUCUGAUUAGUGCUUGGGAAGACUAUGAUACCAAACGUGGAUCUGAAAAUGAUCAUCCAAAGGACUUUACAAGUGGACAGUGCUAUAUUGUCUUUGUGCUAGCUGAUGGUGGCACUGACCUUGAAAGUUUUGCUUUCGUCGACUACAAUGAGGCUCGCAGUUUACUUGUUCAAGUUACUGCUUCCUUGGCAGUAGCUGAAAGUGCUUGUGAAUUCGAACAUCGAGAUUUACACUGGGGAAACAUUCUUUUGACUCAAGAUGAAACUCCAGACACCAAUCAUACAGCAAGCUUCACUCUUCAAGGGAAGAGGAUGCGUGCAAGAACUUUUGGUUUGAAUGUCUCCAUAAUUGAUUUCACCCUUUCUCGGAUCAACACAGGGGAUGCCAUUCUCUUUCUUGACCUGUCUGCGGACCCAGCAUUAUUUCAAGGGGAAAAAGGAGAUAAGCAGGCAGAAACCUAUCGAAGAAUGAAAGAGAUCACCCAGGAAUACUGGGAAGGCAGCUUCCCAAAGACAAACGUCGUAUGGCUAAUUUACCUUGUAGAUAUGGUACUACAGAAGAUGAAACCCCUUGCGCUUGGCGCCAAAGUCGACCGGGAGCUUCGCUCGUUCAAGAAACGACUGGCAUCGUACGAAUCUGCUAGAGAUUGCCUCGUCGAUCCCUUUUUAAGUGAUCUACUGUUGGACGAGGAUGCGCAGCUCUCUCCAAUGCCGUCUCUGUAGCCGGAUAUGUGAACUGGCAAGCCGGAAUGCAGAAGACUUAAGGUUUAGGGUUGGGGUUUAUCAGUUUAUGCGACCACUAAUCAUCUCACGUAUGUGUUAUCUAGAACAGAUCAAACACAGGCUCGUACCAGGGGUGUGAAAGAGAGCUUGCUGUUGUCCGGGCGCCUUUUGUAACUAGCGUGUAAUUUAUCACGUUGCUCCUUGCCGGGUUCUUGUGUUUCUGAAGUCUACGUUUAUUAUAUGGUC
Molecule: messenger RNA, 2277 nt
Organism: Phragmites australis (common reed)
Lineage: Eukaryota; Viridiplantae; Streptophyta; Magnoliopsida; Poales; Poaceae
Product: serine/threonine-protein kinase haspin homolog
Exons: 15
Coding region: 175-2031 (618 amino acids)
Biological process (GO): intracellular signal transduction; mitotic cell cycle; protein phosphorylation
Cellular component (GO): cytoplasm; nucleus
Molecular function (GO): histone H3T3 kinase activity; ATP binding
Source: RefSeq, a predicted model, not a curated record